Messenger RNA from Vicia faba (fava bean), 1932 nucleotides. NCBI's taxonomy places the organism in Eukaryota, Viridiplantae, Streptophyta, Magnoliopsida, Fabales, Fabaceae. The record is from the annotation of a GenBank genome assembly.
AUGUCUAAGGUUUUUGGUUUUACUGGAAGUGAUGAUUUUUGUACUGGGAGGUCAGUAUACCUUAAUCCUAAGGAAACUGGUCUCUUCUUGUCCCUUGGCUGUCAAAAAUAUGCUUACAAGCCUCGUCAGAAGAGAUCUCGCGUUGGUGUUCCAUUUGAUUUCAGUGGAGAUAAGUGGUUUGAGCCGAAGCCGGAGUCAUCUAUUGAAACAUUGCCGGAUGAAUGCUUGUUUGAGAUCCUUAGAAGGUUGCCUGCAGGCCAAGAUAGGAGUUUGUGUGCUUCGGUAUCCAAGCGCUGGCUUAUGCUUCUAAGCAAUAUUUGCAAGGAUGAAAUUUGCAAGGAUGUUGGUAGCGGAAAUGGAAACAAAGAUGGUGGGGAUCUAGGAUUUGGUGAUGAAGGGUGUCUUUCUCGACGAUUGGAGGGGAAAAAGGCGUCAGAUGUUAGACUAGCUGCCGUUGCUGUUGGCACAGCAUCUCGAGGAGGGUUAGGAAAGCUUUCGAUUAAUGGGUGCAAUUCAGAUUCUGCGUUGACUAAUGCAGGUCUUAAGGCCGUUGCUCAUGGCUGCCCUUCUCUAAAGAUUUUCACUCUUUGGGAUGUUGAUACUAUUAGCGACGAAGGCUUGAUUGAGAUUGCUAAUGGUUGUCACCAGUUAGAGAAGCUUGACCUUUGCAAGUUACAGAAUAUUUCUGACAAGGCUUUAAUUGAAAUUGCAAAGAACUGUCCUAAGCUGACCGAGUUAUCGAUAGAGUCAUGUCCUAGUAUCGGUAAUGAAGGUCUACCAGCUAUUGGGAAGUGGUGUCCCAAUCUAAGGUCUAUAUCUAUCAAGAACUGUCCUAGAGUUGGUGAUCUGGGAAUUGUUGGCAUGGUAUCUUCAGCAUCCUUUGUUCUAACAAAGAUGACACUUGAAUCGCUAGCUGUUUCUGAUUACUCACUAGCAGUUAUUGGACAAUAUGGAUUUGCAAUUACCGAUCUUGCCCUUAAUUCCCUCCCAUAUGUCACCGGGAAGGGAUUGUGGGUGAUGGGUAAUGGCCAUGCACUGCAGAAACUAACAACGCUCACAAUUGGGUCGUUCUCUGGAGUAAUAGAUAUUGGGCUGGAAGCUCUAGGAAAGGGUUGUCCUAAUGUGAAAAACUUUCAGCUUCAUAAGUGUGCUUUUCUGUCGGACAAUGGGCUGGUAUCAUUCUCCAAGGCUGCCCCAUCAAUUGUGAGCUUACAUUUGGAAGAGUGCCAUAGGGUUACCCAAUUUGGGCUUUUUGGCCUCCUUUAUAACUGUGGUUCAAAAUUGAAGGCUCUUACUCUUGUGAGCUGCUAUGGGAUGAAAGAUCUGAAACUGGAAUUGACUGCAGUAUCUCACUGUGAAUCUAUUUCGUCAUUAUCAAUCCGUAACUGCCCCGGAGUUGGUAAUUCUACUCUUGCCAUCCUUGGAAAGCUAUGUACUCGGCUUCAGCGUCUUGAGUUGAUUGGACUUGAGGGAAUAACAGACACAGGGUUUCUUUCUCUGCUUGAGAGGUCUAAGUCCAGUUUGGCUAUUGUUAAUCUAAGCCGUUGUAUUAAUCUGACAGAUGUAGGAGUUUCGACCAUGGUCAAGUUGCACAGAAAGACUCUCAAAGUGUUAAACCUCAACGGUUGUAAAAGAAUCGGUGAUUCUACCUUGAUGGAGAUUGCAGGCAACUGUCCAGCACUCAGCGAUCUUGAUGUUUCCAGGUGCGAUAUCACCGAUGAUGGAAUUGCUGCCCUUGCCCAUGCAGUCCUGCCCAAUCUGGAUGUACUUUCUUUGGCAGGCUGCACCUUGGUUACAAACAAGAGCAUGCCUGCUUUGAAAAAAUUGGGCGAUUCCCUCGAGGGAUUAAAUAUCAAAAAUUGCAAGUCGAUCAGCAUCUGCACCGUUGACAAGCUUAUUGAAAGUCUCUGGAUAUGUGACAUCCUCUUCUGA